AAUUGGAGAAUGUUCGAUGAAGCCAAAUUCGACGUAAGAGGAAAAUUGUAAUUGUUAAUACGUUAUUGCUGUUGCGCAUGUGAAUUCGAAAAAACAAGAAGGACAAAGAUGGCAACGAUUGUCCGCCAUUUUCUAAAGUGAGAUAGAUGUAAGCGUUUUCGCAAAUUUUGUGUAUUUUUACAUGUAUUCGGUAAAUAAUUUUGAGACUGUUCCAACAUUUUGGAAGUUUCCUAUAGUUUUAUGUGCCUUUUGUGAUACUUUAUUGUGAAAAUUUACAAGUUCCGAAUCUUAAUAUCGGUGUUCGGAUUACGUCUUCGAGUGAGACCAAAGCAAGGCCAUUGGCGAACCAAUUCGUUUUCUGUUGAACUAUGGCAAUUUGGAAUUCGAAGACGAUCGUUUCGAUCGAGAAAAUUGGCCACAAUUAAAACCAAACAUGCCAUUCGGACAAGUGCCUGUUCUUGAAAUUGAUGUUAUUUAAAGAAGUCUGAAUUAAGAAAAUGUUCGAUCCGAAUGCAAUUACAACGCAACAGUCUCAAAUUCAGUAUCAGACUCAACAACAACAAGAGAAAGAUAAAACCCAAGGACAAGAAGCUCAACAGAAGGAAACGUUUCCUUCUUUCUGCUAUGCUAACGUUAACAUGAUUCACAAGAUAGCUCCCGGAACAGGUGCCGUGGCUACGGCACAAACCCAACAUUCCACCGUUAAUAUGUCCCAGCUGACCGAUGACAAAUGUUACAUAGCACAACCGUUCUCAUAUAAUUACGCCUUAGUAAACCAGAUGUCGCUGGCGCAAAACACAAUCUCUAACAUAACAUUCAAAUGCGAAGUCUGCGGUCUCAUGUUUGCCCAUCUAAGUUUAUUAAAUCAUCAUAAGCGAGUUCAUCAGCAGGGAAGUCAACAGCAAGCCGACCAACAAACACAACAACAAAUUACCGUUCAAGUGGUCCAAGGGCAACCUCAGACACAACCAGCUCAAAUCCAAAUAGUAUCUGCCGAUCGGAUCCGAUACAGUUGCGAAGAAUGUGGCUUAACAUUUGCCACUCAGAGUGACUUAAAAUCUCAUAAGAUUCAAGUACAUCAGCCUCAACAACAGGUACAGGCCCAAGCGCAGACCCAACAGCAGCCCCAAAAUACGUUAAAAAUAAAAAAUUGCGAGUCAUGCGGUGCUCCCUUGCCUCAGGACACGAACAAGAAACGAGCAGUGAUGAAGGUCAAAUGCGAAACGUGUCUUUCUGCGGAAGCCAUUCAGCCUCAAAUUUUCGUGGUUACCACGGCACCGGAUUCGUCGACGGUCAAGUUUGAGGAGUCGACAGGAACCCAGACCACAAACAGUAUGUCCAAAGCUGAUAGAGGAACGCAAAACACAAUUCCGUUAGCUGUAAAAAAUGCCCAUCCUGUGAAAAGAAGAGGAGUCGCGUCAGUAACCAAGUGUACAAAAUGUAACGGCAGUGGCAUUAUCUUUAUAGGAGGUUCGAAGAAUCAACAAAAUAAUGUAGACAAACCUUUCCACUGCAACAUCUGCAACGGUUCGUUCAGCCGUUAUUCGUCGCUCUGGUCACACAAACGUCUUCAUACUGGAGAAAAGAAUUUUAAGUGUAACAUUUGCGGCUUGGCGUUUGCCAAAGCGGCAUAUUUGAAAAAUCACUCUCGUAUCCACACCGGGGAGAAGCCUUAUCGAUGUAAUGUUUGCGGAAUGCAAUUUUCUCAAUCCCCACAUUUAAAGAAUCACGAAAGGAUACACUCCGGCGAACGGCCGUACGUUUGUGAGGUUUGUGACAAGUCGUUUGCGCGUCAUUCGACGCUAUGGAAUCAUCGACGCAUUCAUACCGGUGAGAAACCCUAUCGUUGUGAUAUUUGCGGUUCUUGCUUUAACCAAGCGACACAUCUGAAAAACCAUGCCAAAGUACACUCGGGUGAAAAGCCGUUCAAAUGCGACAUUUGUAGCGUUGGUUUUUCCGAUCGGUUCGCUUUGAAACGACAUCGCGCCAUCCACGAAAAAUACGGACGUACUAAACCCAUCAUUUCGACCAUCCAGCAACAAGAUCAACAACAAACGGAUAAUACUAAUGCCGAUGGCAUGAAUGCCGAGAAUAGCGUCGAUAGCAGCGCGAAUCCUGAAAAUACUGGCAACGGUGAUGAAACUGGUCAAGACUUGGAAGACUUGCACGAAACGAAAUUUGAACAAAAAUAUGAAGAGACUGAAAAUACCGUUGAUCUUCCGGACGAAAUGACGACGGAGAUAUCAGAGUUGCAAGUGCAACUUUCUUAAUUAAUUUAAAAAAAUGAAGAAAGAAAUAAAAAGGGCGCGGCGUUUUCUUCUAUUUAGUUAACAUUUAGUAACAAGAUUUACAUCUGACAGCAAAAGUUAAGUGACAAUAUUGCUUUAAUUACUAUUUACCGAUAAAACUCCAUCAUUGUCAGAAAAAAAAUAGUUGGAGCUGUUUCUUCUUCCAAGUAUUAUAAUUUUUUAUGUAGUAUUGAUCGACUUAUUUAUUACUUGCGUGUUUGUAAGAAAUUUCUGUUUCGAUACAACUCCCACAUAGAGAAAUAAAUAUUUACAUUUAACUGAA
Messenger RNA from Agrilus planipennis (emerald ash borer), 2571 nucleotides. Its product is annotated as zinc finger protein 429. The transcript has 9 exons. Gene Ontology annotation, cellular component: nucleus. The record is from RefSeq and is a predicted model, not a curated record. The coding region runs from base 498 to 2270 and encodes 590 amino acids. Lineage: Eukaryota; Metazoa; Arthropoda; Insecta; Coleoptera; Buprestidae.